Messenger RNA from Medicago truncatula (barrel medic), 1890 nucleotides. RefSeq names its product probable folate-biopterin transporter 6. Lineage: Eukaryota; Viridiplantae; Streptophyta; Magnoliopsida; Fabales; Fabaceae. Gene Ontology annotation, cellular component: membrane. The transcript has 4 exons. The record is from RefSeq and is a predicted model, not a curated record. The coding region runs from base 250 to 1734 and encodes 494 amino acids.
UCACCAAUUUAUUUAUGAGGUCUUUUUCUCCCAUCCCUAUAUAUCUCAAACAAACAUUUUCCAAAUAAAAAAAAUACUCCAAGUUGCAUAGUAUUUACUAACUUUGAGUCCAACCACACUCCCUCCCAAAUUCAACGAUCUGUUAAGAGUUCAAGUCAAACCAAACCUUCCAUCUCCAAGAUCCAUUUCCACAACAUGACUAUACAAUAACACAAACACAAACACAUAAUCAACAAAUCAAACCCAACCAUGUCAACACAACAAGAUUCAACAACAACAAUAACAAAAACAAACAACAAAAAUCCAUUGUUAUCAAUCCUAACAGAACCAAUAGAAUGGCUAACAAUGUUAACAAACAACCUAAACCCAACAUUCAUAGCAGGAAUAUUCCUAGUAUAUGGUAUAGGCCAAGGUUUCACAGGCUCACUCUUCAAACUAGUCACUGAUUACUAUUGGAAAGACGUUCAAAAACUCCAACCUUCAACAGUUCAACUCUACGUAGGAAUAUACUUCAUACCAUGGAUUCUAAAACCUAUCUGGGGAAUUCUAACCGAUGCUUUUCCGAUAUUGGGAUAUCGUCGGAGGCCUUAUUUUGUCGUUGCUGGAGUUGUUGGGACGGUGUCUGCUACGAUUGUUGCGGUGGGAGGUGAGGUGAGUGUGGUUGCUGCGUUGAUGUGUUUUGUUGGUGUGAGUGCUAGUCUUGCUAUUGCUGAUGUUACUAUCGAUGCUUGUAUUGCAAGGAAUAGUAUUGAGGUUCCUGGUUUGGCUCCUGAUUUGCAGAGUUUGUGUGGGUUUUGUUCUGGUUCUGGUGCUCUUCUUGGUUAUCUUGCUAGUGGUUUCUUUGUUCAUCAUCUUGGUCCUCAGGGGUCGCUUGGUCUUAUGGCGGUUUUUCCUGCUUUGACAAUUGUUCUGGGUUUUGUGAUCUAUGAAAAGAGAACUACUGGCUUGCAUAAUGAAAAGAAGAAGGGGGUAGUGGAAAAUGUAGGAACGACAAUUCGAAGCAUGUACAAAACAAUAAAGUAUCCUCAAGCAUGGAAGCCUUCUCUUUACAUGUUCCUUUCCCUUGCUCUUAAUGUAACCACUCAUGAAGGCCAUUUUUACUGGUAUACUGAUUCGAAAGUCGGCCCUGCAUUCUCUCAGGAGUUUGUUGGUAUAAUCUAUGCAAUUGGAGCAGUGGCUUCAAUAAUAGGAGUUCUAAUCUACCACAAGUAUCUAAAAAACUACACAUUCAGAAACUUAGUAUUCUAUGCACAACUCCUAUAUGCAAUAUCAGGUCUAUUGGACUUAAUCUUCAUUCUACGUUGGAAUUUGAAAAUUGGAAUCCCUGACUACUUUUUUGUUGUGAUUGAAGAUGCUGCUAUAAGAAUCACAGGCAAAAUAAGGUGGAUGCCUAUGAUGGUACUAAGCACAAAAUUAUGUCCAUUAGGAAUUGAAGGAACGUUUUUUGCUUUGUUAAUGUGUAUUGAUAGCAUUGGUGGCCUUAUAUCAAAAUGGGGUGGAGGGUUACUUCUACGUGCCCUUCAUGUUACUAGAACUGAUUUUACUAACCUAUGGUUGGCUGUUCUUUUAAGAGACAUUCUUAGAUUUAUUACACUUAUUUUGGUUUUUCUUGUUCCUAAUGUUGGGCCUUAUGAGGAGUUGAUUUCUUCUGAGGUUUGUGAAAUGAGUAAGAGUGACGAUAUUGAUGAAGAAACCUUGGAGCUUGUUCCUUUAAAUGCCAAAACUGAAGUUUAGAGAAAUUUUAUGUUACACAUGUUUACCACUAUAUGCAGUUACAUCAACAUGCAUAUACUUGCAAGAUUUUUGUAUAAGAUUCUUGUAUAGAUUAUGUUUAUUAACAUUUAACAGGAAUGGUAUACACGAAAAUUAUUUACUUUGGAUUUUUUUUAA